AUGUCUGACGAGCGUUCCUCCGGUACCUCCGACUACGUCACCAGAGGACAGCGAUCAAUCCCCGUGCAAGACGACGAUGCACCGGUAGAGGACCCCAUUGACGAGUCCAAGGCGGACUCGGACCAGCAACUUGAACGAGACGAUAGGGAAGCAAUCGACAAGAGCAACAUGAUGAACCAGAGGACGCGUGGCGCCAAGCCUGAAGGAUCGUACAAGGAACCUAGCGACAACGCACCGGAGUUGGGCAGUUAA
This is a messenger RNA of Beauveria bassiana ARSEF 2860, 252 nucleotides long. RefSeq lists its product as uncharacterized. The coding region runs from base 1 to 252 and encodes 83 amino acids. The record is from RefSeq and is a predicted model, not a curated record. NCBI's taxonomy places the organism in Eukaryota, Fungi, Ascomycota, Sordariomycetes, Hypocreales, Cordycipitaceae. The transcript is spliced from 2 exons.